Molecule: messenger RNA, 1164 nt
Organism: Cavenderia fasciculata
Lineage: Eukaryota; Evosea; Eumycetozoa; Acytosteliales; Cavenderiaceae
Product: fatty acid synthase
Exons: 1
Coding region: 1-1164 (387 amino acids)
Source: RefSeq, a predicted model, not a curated record
AUGACAGCUAGAACACACAUUGGAAAGAUUGUAAUCGAUUAUGAAAAUGUUGAACAUGAUCUGUUGGAACCACUCUUACAACCAGACAACAAGAGAGUGGAAAAGAAGAAUUAUAAUCUCGAUGGUAUUCAAGAUACUCUACUCAUCACAGGUCAAACUGGAUUGGCAGCACAAUGUCUUCAAUACAUUAUCAAUCAUUCCGAUCAUCUAAACGAUAUUAUCGUUGUUUCAUACUCCAAACCAAAAUAUGAAAUACAACUAUUAAUGAAUGAUUGUAUUAGAAGGAAAAAAGGAGGAUCAAGAGGCGACAACAAGGCAUCGGCGUUGGUUAAUAUACAUUUAUUGCAAUGUGAUGUUGGCAAUUAUCAACAAUUGUAUGAAUGCGUCACCAAGUUGUACUCGAGCAACACAUCGAUCAAACCGGUGAAAUUUGUGAUACUCACUGCGAAUGUAUAUUCGAGUAAAUUGGCAGAUGAUAUAGACCACGAAGAACACCACAAAGUCAUGUCGGCCAAGGCCAUCGGAGCAUUGAACCUUCACGAACUGUUUAUUCAACUCGGAUGGCAAUUGACACACUUUAACAUGUUUUCAUCGAUAUCGACGAUGCUCAAAGGUGUCAAUACCACGUAUGGUGUAUCAAACACAGUCUUGGAUCUCUUGGCUAAAUAUCGAAGCAACAAUCUUGGAAUGCAAGCCACAUCGAUUGCAUGGGGAUCAGUAGGAUCAGCAGGAUAUUUAUCAUAUGAAAAAGGAGCAAGUGUCAAUCUAACAUCGAUUGGUGCAGAAUUGUUACCUACCGCUCCAUCCAAAAAGUUCAACUUUAUUAAAAUAUAUGAUGGUGAUUUUGAAAGAAUACUCGGUCACGUGCCAAGACAAGAGCAUCGAUUCCAACACCUGGUCAAACAGAUCAAGAAUCAAACAAAAACAACAACAUCGAGCAGUACCACCAAUGAUAUUGUGAUUGACUAUAUCUCUGAAGUAGUAUCCAUCAGCAGAGAUGGACUAUCACUUGACACCAAACUCAAGGAUUAUGGCGUCGACUCGAUGAUUGCCAUUCAAAUCAAAUCAUGGGUCGAUAGAGAAUUCAACAAACAGAAUCUAUUUAAUCAAUCUCAAAUAUCAAAUGGUACUAUUAAUGAAAUACUUCAAACUUUGAAUACAUAA